Molecule: messenger RNA, 903 nt
Organism: Coffea eugenioides
Lineage: Eukaryota; Viridiplantae; Streptophyta; Magnoliopsida; Gentianales; Rubiaceae
Product: protein TPR2-like
Exons: 7
Coding region: 1-903 (300 amino acids)
Biological process (GO): regulation of DNA-templated transcription
Source: RefSeq, a predicted model, not a curated record
AUGCGACUUGUGAAAGCUGUAAAUCUGAAAUUGUUCUCUUGUGGGACGAGCAAAGAAGGUGAAUCCCACCUUGUUGAAUGGAAUGAGAGAGAAGGAGCCGUCAAGAAGACAUACUCUGGUUUUAGGAAACGGUCACUGGGUGUGGUGCAAUUUGAUAGAAGGAAUCGUUUCUUAGCUGCUGAUGAUGAGUUUCAGAUUAAGUUUUGGGACAUGGAUAAUAACCACGCGAUAACUUUCACCGAUGCUGAUGGGGGAUUGCCUGGAAGUCCUAGCCCGAGAUUCAACAAAGAAGGAUCACUGCUUGCUGUUACAACAAGAGAAAAUGGAAUCAAAAUAUUGGUGAAUACAGAUGGACAAUACUUGUUGAGGAUGCUGGAGAGCAGAACAUUCGAGGAAUCCAGGGCUUUCUCUGAACAAGUCAAUCCUGCAAUUGAUGGUUCUUUGGGCCCUAUUGGUCAUGUUGCUGCCCCUGUUGCUUCAAUUCUUGAACGAACCGACAGAAUUCAACAAUCAUUAUCCAUUGGAAAUCUUGCUGCCAUGGAUGGAAGCACAAUAGCUGAUGUCAAACCAAGGAUUUCAGAUAAUGCUGAUAGAAUUAAAUGCUGGAAGUUUUCUGAUAUAGCUGAGGCAAAUCAACUCAAGACGCUAAGGUUGCCUGACCCUCUGGCUGCUAGCAAGAUUUUGCGUUUGCUUUACACAAAUUCUGGUCUUGCUCUGUUGGCGUUGGGCUCUAAUGCUCUUCAUAGGCUCUGGAAAUGGCAGCGCAGUGAACGGAAUCCUUCUGGAAAGUCUAUUGCAUCCAUCAUUCCUCAGAUGUGGCAGCCAAGUAGCAGGGCUCUCCUGUCCAAUGAUCUAAGUGAAGCCAAACCAGCAGAAGAGUCACCCGCAUGCAUUGCUUUAUGA